Molecule: messenger RNA, 1338 nt
Organism: Caenorhabditis remanei
Lineage: Eukaryota; Metazoa; Nematoda; Chromadorea; Rhabditida; Rhabditidae
Exons: 5
Coding region: 1-1338 (445 amino acids)
Biological process (GO): N-terminal peptidyl-glycine N-myristoylation
Cellular component (GO): cytoplasm
Molecular function (GO): glycylpeptide N-tetradecanoyltransferase activity
Source: RefSeq, a predicted model, not a curated record
AUGGUCCACGGACAUAGCCACGACGGAGCUCCGUGUUCGGGACACCAUGGAGAGGAAAGUGGAUCCCGUGUUCCAAAUCCUCAGGACAUGCAUGCGCUCCGUGCGGCUGGGGUUGAUGUCUCAAGCUUGCCAAACAUUCCAACGGCACCACGCGAUCUCGAAGAGGCACGUACGAAGAGCUUCCAAUUCUGGAGCACUCAACCAGUGCCACAUAUGGACGAGAGAGUGCCAGCCGAUGUGAAUUGUGCCAUCGAGGAAAACAUUCCCCUCGACAAGGUUCGUGCCGAACCAUUCUCGCUUCCAGCCGGUUUCCGUUGGUCGAAUGUCGAUCUCAACGAUGCGGAUCAACUCAACGAACUCUACAAUCUCCUUACCAAAAACUACGUAGAGGAUGACGAUUCGAUGUUCCGCUUCGACUACUCGGCCGACUUCUUGAAAUGGGCUCUCCAAGUCCCGGGACAUCGUCAAGAAUGGCAUUGUGGAGUUCGUGCUGAUAGCAACAAUCGCCUGUUGGCAUUCAUUGGAGCUGUACCACAGACAGUGCGCGUCUAUGAUAAGACAGUGAAAAUGGUAGAGAUCAACUUCCUGUGCGUUCACAAAAAUCUUCGUUCUCGUCGUGUCGCUCCGGUUCUCAUUCGUGAAAUCACUCGUCGUGUCAAUGUUACUGGUGUUUUCCAAGCGGCUUUCACCGCCGGAAUCGUAAUUCCGAAGCCAGUUUCCAUCUGUCGUUACUACCAUCGAUCACUCAAUCCACGGAAGCUCAUCGAUGUCCGCUUCUCUCAUCUCUCCGCAAAGAUGACUAUGGCUCGCACCAUCAAACUCUACAAACUUCCGGAGGAGACGGCGACUCGCAGUCUUCGUGAAAUGACACGUGCCGACGUCCCACAAGUAUUCAAACUGUUGACUAACAGUUUGAAACAAUACUCGUUAGCACCGGUCUAUACCGAUGAAGAGGAAUUGGCUCAUGCUCUUGUUCCAAGAAAGACUGUUGUCUAUUCAUACGUUGCUGAGAAUCACAACGGAAAGAUCACUGACCUAAUCUCAUUCUACUCUCUCCCAUCGACCGUAAUGGGAAAUGCGAAUCACAAAACCAUCUUCGCCGCCUAUCUCUACUACUAUGUUGCUGGGUCAGUUUCAGUCAAGCAACUCAUCAAUGACGCCUUGAUUCUUGCCCAUCGUGAGAAGUUUGAUGUCUUCAAUGCUCUCGAUUUAAUGCAUAACGAUAAAAUCUUCGCGGACCUCAAGUUCGGAAAAGGAGACGGAAAUCUUCAGUACUAUUUGUACAACUGGAAGUGCGCUGACAUGAAGCCAUCUCAAAUCGGACUCGUUCUUCAAUAA